This is a messenger RNA of Momordica charantia (bitter melon), 1021 nucleotides long. NCBI's taxonomy places the organism in Eukaryota, Viridiplantae, Streptophyta, Magnoliopsida, Cucurbitales, Cucurbitaceae. The record is from RefSeq and is a predicted model, not a curated record.
AUGAUGUUUCUGUUGGCAGAAGAAAGUAUAUCGAGUCUAAUAGCUGUGAGGAGACCUGGAGUCAUUGCUUUAUUUGAUGUCGAUGGGACUCUAACAGCUCCUACAAAUAACAUUUUCCUUCUUUUUAAAUUCUACAGGUUGUUACAGUUGGUGCUGUGGGAGGAUCUGACCUUUCAAAGAUUUCAUAACAGCUUGGCAACCCAGGUGGUUGGAUUGGCGGCACUGAAGAAAUACGUUGCCCUUCUCCGGGAGGCCGCCGCCAAUUACUACGGCGAUCUCAAAUUCUCGCGUUCAUCGCCACCGUCGCUCACGCUAACAGUCUGUGGGCCGUCGAACAAAGGCCACCGCUUCGUGGCGGCGGUGCAAUUGUUGGAGCCAUUAUUCAGCGUCGUCUCCGCCACCGACGACGGCGAUUACCGUUACCAGUUUCACCUCGAAGAAUUCUUUCAUGCACUGAAUUGCACGAAAGAUGAUUUUUGCUUGACCGCCAUCAUUCCGGAAUCCGCUGGGAAGGCCAACUUCCUAUUUUGCAGUAGAUUACGUGGCGAGGAGCGAUGUUUCUUUUCGUCGAAAUUGAGUCCUCCCGAUAUCGAAGAAGUGGGCAAAUUUGGGUACAAAGGAGGGUUUGUGGCAAUUGAUGCUGAAAGAUUCAGAGAUAUUGCAAAACAUUGUCUGUCUACGAGCUUCCAAUUUGCUGUUACAACAACAACAUGCCACAAUAGUCCCAUCCUUCUUACUGCAAAGGACCGAGAGUGCUCGACAGGAGGUUUGAAUGGCGUGGUCCAAUUCUCAAUCACUAUGAAUCCUGUGAGUUUUUUCGUGGGUGCAUCACAUUUGACCAAAUUUGUGUGGUUCUUUGGGUCAGCUGAUUGGAAAACUGUAGUGAUUCGCUUUAUUGGACAGCAUGCUCACGUUAUGGCCUAUUAUUAUUCCCCACGUGGGUGAGAAUUUUCAUUUUUAUUUGGCGAAAAUACAACAUUUUGAGUUUUAAUUUCAUGAUUACCACCCUUUUCCAAUUCGA